GUGACAGGAGCGGGCUGAACGCCGGGCUCUACCUUGACAGCCACAGGGGACACGGGGAGUAUGGAGCCCGUGCGGGAAGGAGGGAAAACCAACCCACUGGAGACCGCCAACUUCUGCUCUAAAGUGUUUUUCUGUUGGCUUAAUUCCUUAUUUCUUAUUGGUCACAAACGAAAGCUUGAAGAAGAUGACAUGUAUAAAGUGAUGCCUGAAGAUGCUUCAGAGAGACUUGGAGAAGAACUUCAAUGUUACUGGAAUGAAGAAUUACAAAAAGCUCAGAGAGAAUCACGUGCACCACAUCUAACCAAAGCCAUCAUUCGCUGCUACUGGAAAGCCUAUUCAAUUUUGGGAUUUUUUACAUUUAUUGAGGAAAGCGUUAAAGUGAUCCAGCCAAUAUUCCUGGGAAAUGUUGUGAGUUACUUUGAGAGCAAUGAUCCUAGUGAAGCCGACCUGGCUGAUGCCUAUAUCAAUGCUGCUGCUUUGUCUGUUUGCACCCUUCUUUUUGCUGUCUUACAUCAUCUCUACUUCUAUCAUGUUCUCCGAGCUGGUAUGAAGCUUCGAGUAGCAAUGUGUCAUAUGAUUUAUAAGAAGGCACUUCGUCUUAGUAAUACUGCUUUGGGACAAACAACCACAGGACAAAUCGUAAAUCUCCUAUCAAAUGACGUUAAUAAGUUUGACCAGGUUACAAUUUUUUUGCACUUUUUAUGGGCUGGACCGCUGCAAGCCGUAGCUGUCACUGUACUCCUCUGGAUUGAAAUUGGCCCUUCAUGCCUUGCUGGAAUGGCUGUGUUGAUCAUUCUGAUGCCUUUGCAAACAUGUCUUGGAAAAUUCUUUACUUCUUUUAGGGGUAAAACUGCAUCUUUCACAGACACCAGGAUUCGGACAAUGAAUGAAGUAAUAUCUGGAAUGAGGAUUAUUAAGAUGUAUGCUUGGGAGCAGCCAUUUACAGAUCUGGUCAAUGACAUAAGGAAGAAGGAGAUUUCCAAGGUUCUUCAAAGCUCAUACCUCCGCGGAAUCAACUUGGCAUCUUUCUUUGUUGCAAGCAAAAUCAUCGUGUUUGUGACUUUCACCACGUAUGUGCUGCUUGGCAAUGUUAUCUCUGCAAGUCGAGUGUUUGUUGCAGUAUCGCUUUAUAGUUCAGUGCGACUCACUGUGACUCUCUUCUUCCCCUCAGCUAUUGAGAGGGUUUCUGAGGCUAAAGUCAGCAUUAGGAGAAUUAAGAACUUUUUAUUGCUUGAUGAAAUUACCAAACCAGCACUGGAACAUGUGGAGCAAAAUGAUGAUAACCUCUUGGUACAAAUUCAAGAUUUGACAUGUUACUGGGACAAGACUUUGGAAAUGCCAACUCUUCAGAAUAUAUCCUGCAGUGUUCGACCUGGUGAAUUGCUGGCUGUGAUCGGACCUGUUGGAGCAGGCAAAUCAUCCCUUCUAAGUGCAGUACUUGGCGAGCUGCCUAAAGAUAAAGGGUUUGUGGAUGUCAGAGGUAAAAUUGGAUACGUGUCCCAACAGCCAUGGGUAUUUUCAGGCACUGUCAGAAGUAACAUAUUAUUUGGGAAAGAAUAUGUUCAAGAAAAGUAUGAAAAAGUCCUCAGAGUUUGUGCUCUUAAAAAGGACAUGCUGCAGUUAGACGAUGGAGACUUGACUGUAAUAGGAGAUCGAGGUGUUACACUGAGUGGUGGGCAGAAAGCUCGUGUAAAUUUAGCUAGAGCUGUUUACCAAGACGCAGACAUUUAUCUUCUGGAUGAUCCUCUAAGUGCUGUUGAUGCCGAAGUCGGAAGGCACCUGUUUGAAAAGUGCAUCUGCCAGGCACUUCGUAAAAAACUUUGCAUUUUGGUCACCCAUCAGCUCCAGUAUCUCAGUGCAGCCAAGCAUAUUCUGAUUCUGAAAGAGGGCCAAAUGGUUGGAAAGGGAACCUUUACUGAAUUACUGCACUCUGGGGUCGAUUUUGCUUCUCUUCUGAAAAGUGGAGAUGAUGAGCAGUCUCCAACUGAUGGCCAGAUGAUCAAGUCUUCUCGGAUCCGCACCUUUUCUCAGUCAUCUGUCUGGUCUCAGGAGUCUUCAGUGCAGUCACAAAAAGAAGGCACGUCAGACACUCUACCAACAGAACCAGUCCUAACUGCCCUCCCAGAGGAGAGUCGCUCAGAGGGGACUGUUGGUUUCAAGGUGUACAAGAAAUACUUUCUGGCAGGGUCAAGUUACCUGCUGAUUUUUGUGAUGUUCCUGCUUAAUAUUUUAUCCCAGGUUGCAUAUGUUUUACAAGACUGGUGGCUUUCCUACUGGGCAAGCGAACAGGAGAAGCUGAAUGUUUCCUCAACUGCAAAUGUAACUGAAACCGAAAAGCUGGACCUGAACCUGUAUUUGGGAGUUUAUGCAGGUUUGACGGCUGUCACCAUCGUGUUUGGCGUCCUGCGGAGUUUGCAGGUUUUCCAUGUUCUUGUAUGUGCUGCUCAGGCCUUGCACAACCAGAUGUUUCAGGCACUGCUAAAAGCACCAGUCCUCUUUUUUGACAGAAAUCCAAUUGGGAGAAUUUUAAACCGUUUCUCCAAAGAUAUUGGACAUUUGGAUGACUUGCUUCCUUUUACAUUUUUGGAUUUUAUGCAGGUGCUGCUCCAGAUUUUAGGGGUGAUUGCUGUUGCAAUUGCAGUCAUUCCUUGGAUUUUAAUUCCACUUCUUCCACUGGUUAUCAUUUUUUUUUUCCUGCGGCGAUAUUUCCUGGAAACAUCGAGAGAUAUUAAACGUCUUGAGUCAACAACUCGUAGUCCUGUAUUUUCCCAUUUAUCAUCUUCCCUUCAGGGACUGUGGACUAUUCGCGCCUUCAAGGCAGAGGAACGCUUCCAAGAAUUAUUUGAUUCCCAACAAGAUCUGCAUUCUGAGGCCUGGUUUUUGUUUCUGACGACAUCCCGUUGGCUUGCAGUGCGUCUGGAUGCGAUCUGUGCCCUUUUUGUUAUAGCCAUAGCAUUUGGGUCUCUAAUUCUUGCUAAAACCCUUAAUGCUGGACAAGUUGGUUUGGCAUUGUCCUAUGCUGUUACCAUCAUGGGUUCAUUCCAAUGGGGAGUCAGACAAAGUGCUGAAGUUGAAAAUCUGAUGAUCUCUGUUGAAAGGGUCAUGGAAUAUACUCAACUUGAGAAGGAAGCGGAGUGGGAGUCUAAGAAACGCCCACCACCAGACUGGCCCAAUAAAGGCAUGAUUGCAUUUGAAAAUGUCAAUUUUGCAUACAGUUUGGACGGACCAUUGGUUUUAAGACACUUAACGGCAUUAAUAAGACCGAAAGAAAAGGUGGGAAUAGUAGGACGAACUGGAGCAGGGAAGAGUUCUUUAAUAGCUGCUCUUUUCCGUCUGGCUGAACCGGAAGGAAAAAUUUGGAUUGAUAAACUUUUGACAUCUGAACUUGGUCUGCAUGAUCUUCGAAAGAAAAUGUCCAUCAUACCACAGGAGCCAGUUCUAUUCACUGGGACAAUGAGGAAGAACCUUGAUCCUUUCGACGAGCAUACAGAUGAGGAACUAUGGGAUGUUCUAAAAGAGGUGCAGCUUAAAGAUGCGAUUGAAGAAUUGCCUGGUAAAAUUGAGACGCAGUUAGCUGAAUCUGGGUCGAAUUUCAGUGUUGGUCAAAGACAGCUGGUUUGCCUUGCACGGGCAAUUUUAAGACGAAAUCGAAUAUUAAUUAUUGAUGAAGCAACAGCAAAUGUGGAUCCAAGAACAGAUGAACUGAUUCAGAAAACAAUUCGUGAAAAGUUUGAAGACUGCACUGUACUGACAAUUGCACACAGGCUGAACACAAUUAUUGACAAUGAUAAAAUAAUGGUGUUGGAUUCAGGAAGAGUGAAAGAGUAUGACGAGCCAUACAUUCUGCUAGAGAAUAAGGAGAGCCUCUUCUAUAGAAUGGUGCAGCAGGUGGGGAAAGCAGAAGCUGCUGCACUAACUCAAGUUGCCAAAGAGAUUUAUUUGAAUAAAAACCAGCAAAGAAGCCCACAGAAAAGCUCAAAAGACAAUGAACCAUUUAUUAUCUUUGAAACUGCUCUGUGAUUACAUUUGUAUUGCUUACAGGAAAACCAUUCACUUGUACUAGGUACCAUUGUGCCUUUUGCCACGAGACUUGCUUGGAACACUUGUUUAAGUUUAAUGUUUUUUUUGUUUUGUUUUUUAAAAUUCCAGCGUUCUCGUAGUCUUCUUUUCGUGACAUAACUGUAUUAGCAAAGCACUGCAAUGUUUUGCACACAUUGUAUUAUUUUACAUUGUGAUGGAUAACAUUGCAGCCAUAUUCAACUCCGUCAGGAAUAUGGACAUGUUUUUUUCGUGGUGAUCAUCAACUGCCUUAAUGAACAGAACAGCCGCACCAUAUUUUACAUUUUGCAAGCGUUUUUAUCCGCCCAUGACUGUUGGUGGUAUAGAUCACUUUUAUUUCACGUUUUUGCUUAACCUAUGCUACCUGGGGCUAUUUGUCAUUUAAUGUGACCCAUGUCAACUUUGCCUGCUCCACCAAUUACAACCAGGAAUUCUUUGGGCAUUAUCAAUAAUAUAAAAUGAGUCUCAUAAGGAAUCACUCCUAUAUAAAAAUAUAUAUAUAUAAUGCACUCCUCUACAAAGUGGUUUGACAAAUUUACACUGUGUAUACCCUUAUUUGUGUGUCUGUAAAAUGGCUAUAUUUUGCUAUUGCCAUGUUUGGGACCCUGCCGCAAAAAGAGAGCUGCCACCAUGAUCACCAUGAUCAAUAAUUAUCUAAAAUGGACAUUCUGCGCUCAUUCAGGCACUAACUUAAAGGAAAACUGUCAUACUUGUUCGCUAUUAUUUUUUCUUUUUUUUAAAGAUCACUUGUAUGGUAGCAUUUGUGUGUAUUAGUUUGUAAUGUAUACAUUUAAGUAAACCAUUAUU
Molecule: messenger RNA, 4866 nt
Organism: Pelobates fuscus (common spadefoot toad)
Lineage: Eukaryota; Metazoa; Chordata; Amphibia; Anura; Pelobatidae
Gene: ABCC4
Product: ATP binding cassette subfamily C member 4 (PEL blood group)
Exons: 31
Coding region: 61-4020 (1319 amino acids)
Biological process (GO): transmembrane transport
Cellular component (GO): plasma membrane
Molecular function (GO): ATP hydrolysis activity; ATP binding; ABC-type transporter activity
Source: RefSeq, a predicted model, not a curated record